Pistacia vera is the source of this 525-nucleotide messenger RNA. RefSeq names its product glutathione S-transferase U19-like. NCBI's taxonomy places the organism in Eukaryota, Viridiplantae, Streptophyta, Magnoliopsida, Sapindales, Anacardiaceae. The transcript is spliced from 2 exons. Gene Ontology annotation, molecular function: glutathione transferase activity. The record is from RefSeq and is a predicted model, not a curated record. Gene Ontology annotation, biological process: glutathione metabolic process. The coding region runs from base 70 to 525 and encodes 151 amino acids. Gene Ontology annotation, cellular component: cytoplasm.
AAUACUGGUUUUUGCCUUAGUUAAUUUCAUUCAGUUCUAUAAGUAUCGUGUUAUUAGAUUUGUGUAACAAUGGCAAGUGAAGUAGUUUUACUGGAUUUGUUGCAUAGUCCUUUUGCAACGAGAGUGAGGAUAGCUUUGGCAGAGAAAGAAGUUGAGUUUGAAUCAAGAGAAGAAGAUUUGAGCAACAAGAGUCCUUUGCUUCUUAAAAUGAAUCCUGUGAACAAGCAAAUCCCAGUUUUGAUUCAUAAGGGUAAACCCAUUUGUGAAUCUCUCGUCAUAGUUGAGUACAUAGACGAGGUUUGGAAUCAUAAAUCUCCAUUGCUGCCUUCUCAUCCUUGCCUCCGAGCUCAUGCUAGAUUUUGGGGUGAUUACAUCGACAAGAAGAUCUAUCCUGCUGGAAGGAUGUUGGGGACAUCAUCAGAUCAUGAAGUGAAGGAAGCAUCAAAAAAGGAACUCAUAGAGAUAUUCAAAGUGCUGGAAGGAGAGCUUGGAGACAAGCCUUAUUAUUGUUGGAGUUGGGCCUAA